UGGCUGCAUUGCGAGUGCUAAUGCCCGCUGGGUCACGAGUGCGCUACAGAAUUGCAUUUUCAAACCUCUGUGAAUUAAAUUACGGCUUAAUUGUGUCAUUGAAUAGCAACCAGUAAGAAAUAUCAGAAUGAUAAGCGUGGUCAACGAAUUCUUAGACGACCUACGUGGCGGCAGAAUGACUGAGUCACCGAUCGUGAGGGUGGAAGAGGGAGAACUGCAAGGGAAGCUCGUCAACUCGCCCAGCGGCAAAGCCUUCUACAGUUUCCAAGGAAUUCCAUACGCGAAACCGCCCAUUGGAUCUUUGAGGUUUAAGGCCCCACAGCCACCAGAACCAUGGGACGGUGUACGCGAGGCCACUUCAGAAGGGAACAGCUGCGCUCAAAUUGAACCAUUCUUCCACAAAGAGUACUUGGGAGAUGAAAAUUGUCUCUUCCUCAAUGUUUACACGCCAAGUGUGGACGGGGAAUUCCUGCCCGUUAUGGUUUACAUUCAUGGUGGCGGUUUUCGUAUGGGAUCGAGCAGUACUAGCUUGUUUGGUGCAGAUUAUUUAGUAGAAAAAGAUGUAGUUAUUGUUACUAUUAACUAUAGAUGCGGACCUCUAGGUUUCCUGUGUCUGAACACUCCCGACGUACCAGGAAAUGCAGGCGCUAAAGACAUCGUACAGGCUCUUCGAUGGGUAAAAGAGAACAUAAAGAAUUUCGGAGGUAACUCCGGCAAUCUAACUGUAUUCGGUAAAAGUUGUGGUAGUGCUUUGGUCACGCUCCUCACAGCGAGUCCAUUGACGAAGAAUUUAAUAAACAAAGCUAUUAUUCAAUCCGGCACAGCGUUGAAUACUUGGGCGAUUCAAAGAAGUCCAAUAGAAAAUGCAACAGCUUUAGCUAAAGAGCUGGGCUGCGAAUCGAUAGCCAUCGAUGAAAUCUAUGAGUUUCUAUCGACGACACCAGUCAAAGACAUUGUAGAGGCGUACGAGAGGAUGUCACCUUUAGUCGGUACAAUGGAUAAGAAAUUGAAUCCAUUCGCACCGGUCGUCGAAAAAGAAUUUCCAGGUGUCGAAGCUUUCCUAACUGAACCAUUCGUAGAUGUUCUAACAUCUGGUCGAGUAGCUGAUAUACCAGUUAUGAUCGGUUCGACUGCCGUAGAAGUCGCUUUAGUCCACGACACAGACGAUUUACAAUCGUACAUUCCAAAAGACUUGAACAUUGAAAGGAAUUCAGAUGAAGCUUUAGCUAUUGCUGAGAAAAUAAAGGCAUUAUACUUCAAAGGUGAUGUUUCGAGCGAUAAAAGCUUAAACGAUAGAGCUCAUUUAGUAUCUGAUUGUCUAUACAAUAUUAAUAUGCACCGUUAUAUCAAGUACCUCGUUAAUAACUCAAAUAAGCCGAUUUAUUUCUACAAAUUUGAUUACAAUGGUGAAUUGGACUGGAGCAACCAUUUCUUGAAGAGUUUGGACCUGAAACGCGCAGGACAUGUGGAUGAAGUGGGGUAUCUAUUCAAGAAUGACCUGGAGAAGGAAGUUGAGCCGCAGGAUGUUAAGAUGAGGGAACGCUUGCUGAGGCUGUGGACGAACUUCGCUAAGGGCGGCAACCCUACGCCAGAUGAAAACCACUACCUUCCAGUAACAUGGUUGCCAGUCACCGAAGACAAACUUUGUUAUCUCAAUAUUGGCAAUGAAUUGUCAUUGGCUACGAAUCCAGACCAAGAGAAAAUGGAAUUUUGGGAUAAAUUAUACGGAAAAUACUACAAAAUCUGGGAUCAUCCCGCAACAAACGAAAGUAUUGUUCCAAUUUGCGAAAGAAUUGAAUUUUCAACGGCUCCAGUAAUCGUCGAAGAAACUAUUAUAACGACAUCGACAGUCGUUAACAAUGUGGAAACUACAGAGACACAAGUUUUAGUUAACGUGCAAGAGACUGUCGAAUUAAACGAAGAAAUAAAAGGUUUAAUAGUCGACGAUAAUGAAGCUGUUCAUCAAAAUAAUGUAGUCGAUGUUCCUACUGAAGAAAUCGCGGUACCAGACAAUGUACUUGAUUCACACACACCCGACAAUCUUGUACAGGAAGAAGUUGAACCCACUGAAGUUCAAGUUGUUGAACAUUCAGAAGACUUCGGCAUAAAUAUCGUUGAGAUUCAACAGAAAUUCGAAACGCCACAGAAUGGCGUCGAAGAAAUCAAAUUCAACGGUAACUCAGAAAAGAAACCGAGGCCGUCUAAUGAAAUUAAAAUGGUGCCAAGCAAUAACGUGAAUCCUAAAGACGUUAUCAGAGCCAACGAUCCACCGGAAGACGAUUUACCCAAGAACAUCGGAGUCAACAAAUUCGUGAACUUCUUCGAAUCACUGGGCGGGAAGAAGUGAA
Molecule: messenger RNA, 2348 nt
Organism: Vanessa tameamea
Lineage: Eukaryota; Metazoa; Arthropoda; Insecta; Lepidoptera; Nymphalidae
Gene: ae48
Product: juvenile hormone esterase-like
Exons: 5
Coding region: 128-2347 (739 amino acids)
Molecular function (GO): serine hydrolase activity
Source: RefSeq, a predicted model, not a curated record